Messenger RNA from Empidonax traillii (willow flycatcher), 3997 nucleotides. RefSeq names its product beta-1,4-galactosyltransferase 6 (gene B4GALT6). Bases 21 to 1169 code for a protein of 382 amino acids. Gene Ontology annotation, molecular function: UDP-galactose:glucosylceramide beta-1,4-galactosyltransferase activity. The transcript has 9 exons. The record is from RefSeq and is a predicted model, not a curated record. NCBI's taxonomy places the organism in Eukaryota, Metazoa, Chordata, Aves, Passeriformes, Tyrannidae. Gene Ontology annotation, biological process: carbohydrate metabolic process; glycosphingolipid biosynthetic process.
GCGGCCGGCGCGGCGGGAGGAUGCCACUGAUGCGGAAGGCGCUGCGCGUCUCCAACCGCUCCAUGCUCGCCUUCAUCUUCUUCUUCUCCUUCUCCUCAUCCUGCCUCUACUUUAUCUACGUGGCCCCCGGGAUCGCAAACACGUAUCUCUUUAUGGUGCAAGCUCGUGGGAUAAUGUUGAGAGAAAAUGUAAAAACAAUAGGACACAUGAUCAGAUUGUACACUAACAAAAAUACUACACUGAAUGGGACAGAUUAUCCUGAAGGAAACAAUUCUAGUGACUGCAUUGCUCAAACAACAAUGUAUCUUCCAGAGAACUUCACCUACUCUCCUUACCAGGCUUGUCCAGAGAAGCUGCCUUAUAUGAGAGGCCUUAUUGAUGUCAAUAUGAGUGAAAUUAGUUUUGAUGAAAUUCAGCAACUGUUUUCAAAAGAUUCAGACAUUGAACCAGGAGGACACUGGAAACCAAAAGACUGUAAGCCACGGUGGAAGGUGGCAAUCCUUAUUCCUUUUCGGAAUCGCCAUGAGCAUCUUCCAAUUUUUUUCCGUCAUCUGAUACCUAUGUUGCAGAAGCAACGUCUGGAAUUUGCCUUCUAUGUUGUUGAACAGACAGGUACACAACCUUUUAAUCGUGCAAUGCUCUUUAAUGUUGGCUUCAAAGAGGCUAUGAAAGAUGCCAUCUGGGACUGCAUAAUAUUUCACGAUGUGGAUCACUUACCUGAAAAUGACAGAAAUUAUUACGGAUGUGGAGAAAUGCCGCGCCAUUUUGCAGCAAAGCUGGACAAAUACAUGUACAUCCUUCCAUACAAUGAGUUCUUCGGUGGUGUAAGUGGCCUGACAGUGGAACAAUUCAAGAAGAUCAAUGGUUUUCCAAAUGCCUUUUGGGGAUGGGGUGGAGAGGAUGAUGAUCUUUGGAACAGGGUUCACUAUGCUGGAUACAAUGUAACAAGGCCAGAGGGAGAUUUAGGGAAGUACAAAUCCAUUCCUCAUCAUCACAGAGGUGAAGUCCAGUUUUUAGGACGAUAUAAACUUCUGAGGUAUUCCAGAGAACGUCAGUAUAUUGAUGGAUUGAACAAUUUAGUAUAUACUCCUAAAAUAAUUGUCAGUAGAUUGUAUAAAAAUAUAACUGUUAAUCUCAUGCCAGAACUUGCUCCUGUUAGAGACUAUUGAUGGAAGUGGAAUGACAAGCUACCUUACCAGAAUAAACUUUUAACACUGGAAGCUGCUAAUAGACACUGUAAACCAAACCAAAACAAACCCAAAAAACAGCAGCUUAGAAUUAGAGUUUUCUGACCAUUUGAUGAUGCAUAUUUGGGAUGAGAAAUUAUUGUAUUUACCAUGCAUUUUGUUCUGAAAGAAAAGCCAGCAGCUACCACUCAGAUGUUUACAGCAUGAGACUACUGUUCAAGCCUUCACUCUUCGUAUUCUCUAUCUUAACCAUUCAACUAAAUAGACUGUAGGAAACAGACUUGUAGCUUCUCUGGAAGUAAAGACAGAAGCCUCUUCCAGGAAUUUUUUUAUACUAAACUGCUGUCCCCCUCGUAUUUAAAUGAAUGCUUUUGUUUCUUUUUAAAAAUGUGUUUUGUAAAUAUGUGAUGUAAAAUGAAUGUGUUUACAUUGCUUUUCAAUUGUUCAAUAUUAUGUAUUUGAGUAUGUUCUUGUUUGAAUUCUAUAGGAAUGUUUUUAUUAGCAUGAAAGAACAAGUGUAAAAUGUAAGUAUGCUUGUAAAAAGGUUAUACCUUAUGUAAAAUGAAGGAAAUAUUAAUUGUUGGCCAGCUAUGACUGUAAACUGUUAUACUAGUUUUGAGCUCUAGGCCUCCUGCAUAUCUAUGUAGAAAAAUCAAUUUUGUAUAUAAACUUGCUAGGAAGAAAGCUUUUAAUUUUAUUUAUUGCCAGUAAAAUUGUAUGAUACCCUGCCUGCCAUCUAAAUCCUAUUUAUAUGCAUAUUGCACGUGUAUUACAGAAGAUCUUGCGCUUGUUGCAUAUUAUGAUCUACAGGAACUCUAACUGUUUCCAAGUGUGCCACUUGUGUCAAUGUCAGGGAUUUUAAUGCCUAAAACAAUGUGUCUGAGUGCGUACAGUAUUUUGGUAUUGUUCUUUUUUUUUAAAAAAAACAAACAAAGAACCUUAGUAAACAGCACUUUUAUUCCUCCAAAAUCAGAAGAGCCAAAAAUGUGUCUUCAUUGGAAGAAUAUCAAAGUUAGAUUUUUAAGAGAAUAAAAAAAACAUAGUUCUAAUAGUUCUAAUGCUUGCAGUGUGGGAUUUUCAGAACCAUGGUGUUGGUCACACUGUUCUGCUGAUGGGGGAUGAUGAUGCCAAAAGCGGAACUGAAAACAGGCCAAUCCCAAGUGCUUUUUAAAAUUCCACUCACAAUACAUUAUUCAAUAAAGCUAUUUGAAGGCCUGUUCUGGCAGGGUGCUUCGUGGUUCUGUGAUGCACUAAGUAUCCUCGAGUCGAUGAGCGUCAAUGAGGUUGAGGUUGUGCAGUCCUGCUAAGGAUGGGUCCUGUCUGUUUCUCUAUUUCUGUGGUGUUAUAUGUAUGAGUAACUAUGAGCCUCUUUCCUCAACUUAUAAUGAAAAGCAUAUCUUCUUAUUUUCUCUUUGAUUGUAAUGUUAUGCUACUUAAAAGUAUCCCACUGCUAAGCAUUACUAUCUUUUCCUAAUAUUUUUUUACAUCCCUUAUUAUACUAAGGGAAAGGGCCAGGUCAUAUAUUUUCUAUGUUAAUGCAAAGACACUGACCAAGAUCUAUUAAACUGUUUUGUUUGUCACAGUUGCUCAGCUCCUUAGGAACCAAAGACGGACUUCUGCUCCCAUGAAGAAUGGAAAGCAGUAUAUAUAAUAAGGAUUGUUUAUCCAUAGAGUGUUCUUCAAGAGUGUUGACAAAGAAUACGAACUUUAAGUCAUUACUAUGUGUUGGUUUCCUGAAUUGCUGCCACAGAUAGUGUGGUGCUUUGUAUAUUUUAAGUUUGCCUUAAACAUCUUUUAUUUCUUUGACAUCACAGCAGCAAAUUCUGCCCUUAGCCAUUCUUCAGUAAGGUUAUGGGCUUAGUUGUAGGCAUCCCGAAUAUUAGUAGAAGUACAGUUAUUUAAUUUAAGUAGUUGAGAACAGUUGUAAGGGAUUUGUUAUACCGUAUUGGAAUUACCUUAAAAUCUGCCAGUUAAUCUAAUAUGCUUUAGGAAUGAAGUAAUACAGUGAGAAUACCUAAAAGCAUAAAGUGAAGAAAACAUCCUUCAAAAGCAUGCUGAAGUGGUUCAAUCACCCCCUAACAGAUUUUUCUAUAACUGAUUAUAUAGAACAUUCUGAAGCAUAUGGAGAAAGGGGAGAUAAUACAGUGUAUGAACAAUUAUAUCUUCAAAAUAAAAUUAGUCCUAUUUCAUAGCAGAAUAAUACUAUUCUUUAAGAACAGUUGAAUAAUUUUUUAAAUCCUUGAUGUAAUUUUGAUGUGAUUUCUGGUUUUCAGUACAAUUUCUCCUUCAGUUUCACGCCUAUGAUUAUGAAACAUCCUUUGGUACCACAGGUCUGUACUGUUUUCUGAAGCAUGCUUUUGUGCCCAUUUGUUAGGCAUUCUGUGAAAUUUAUGUGCAAUUUAAAAAAAAUAUCUAAUGCAUAUAUAUGUAUAUAUACUUACAUAUAUACAUACUAUAUUACACAUUUGCUGUGGCUGAACUAACGUAACUUAAAGCUUUAAGUGAUUGAUCAUGUAUGGUCCUAGAAAAAUGUGAUUUAAACCAGUAUGUGAAUGAAUUGUGACAUAUAGCUGAGUUCUUAGAACAUUUACAUUUUGGUGCCCCAAAGUGAUGGAUGUUAAAUUAUGAAUUGCUGACCAACACUAUUCUCUAAGUACCUUUUACCAUUUCGUUGGGAAGUUUUGAAAGUUGCCAUCUUAAAUUACAUCACAAUAGUGUUUGUAUACUACCUGCUUAAACUCAGUACUCUUCUGUAGUGAAUUUUAACAUAGACAGUGCCUUCAAACAAAAUAAAUAUGAUGCAGAACUAA